CGAUAUGAGCGGUAGGAGGGGGGGGGGGAUGCAAUUGAGAAAGUGAAAGUGAAACCCUAGCAAAACCCUAGAAGAGAAGAGAAGAGAAGAGAAGCAUGAGCCAUGAGCCGACUCCGCCACCGCCGGCGAGGGCCCAAUUGCUCCAAAACCUAGCCACAGCCACAGCCAACCUCUCUGGCUCCUCGCGAGUCAUACCUUCGGGAGAGGACUUCUACUACUACCGCAAUUUCGACGAAUUCAAACUCCCAAUCGAAGAAAUGGCAAAGCAAUCUCAGUCCAUGCUCGAAUCGAUUGGGUCGUCGGCAAGCCUCGGGAUGGCUUUCCCCAAGGAUUUGGAUUUGGAGGACGCCUACGAUUGGCUGGUCAAUUUGAACGACGAGGUCCUCGAGAGGGUGGACGCGUCGGUGGACGAGUUUAAGAGGAGCAGGAGCAGGAAGGAGAAGGAAGACGACGAGGGGUUCCAGUUGGUGUGUGGGAAGAAGAAGAAGAAGGGGGAUCAGACCUUGUCCAAGGACAACAAGACUAUCAAGCCCAAGGUCUCCUUUCAUGUUCCCUCCAUUCGCAAGCCUCAGGAGGAGUUUAACAUUCUCGUUAACAAUUCAAACCAGCCCUUUGAGCAUGUUUGGCUCGACGCUAGUGACGAUGGUCACCGCUUUCUUCAUCCCCUGGAAAAGCUCUCAGUUCUUGAUUUUAUUGACGAUGAUAUUGGGGGGAUUGAGCCUGUAAAACCGCCAGAAAUAGAGGCUACCCCAUUCAAGCUUGUGGAGGAGGUCAAAGAUCUCAAGGAGCUGGCAGCUAAGUUGCGUGGCGUUAAUGAAUUUGCGGUUGAUUUGGAGCACAACCAAUAUCGAUCCUUCCAUGGAUUGACUUGUUUGAUGCAAAUUUCUACAAGAACUGAAGAUUUUAUAGUAGAUACUUUGAAGCUUAGAAUUCAUAUCGGUCCAUAUCUUAGGGAAGUUUUCAAGGACCCUUCUAAGAGAAAGGUGAUGCAUGGAGCAGAUCGAGAUAUUGUGUGGCUCCAACGUGAUUUUGGCAUUUAUAUCUGCAAUUUGUUUGACACCGGCCAGGCCUCAAGGGUAUUGAAAUUGGAGAGAAAUAGUUUGGAAUAUCUUUUGCAUCACUUUUGUGAUGUUUCUGCCAACAAAGAAUACCAGAAUGCAGACUGGAGAUUCCGCCCUCUUACCAAAGAGAUGGUCAGAUAUGCCAGAGAAGAUACACACUACCUGUUACACAUAUAUGAUUUAAUGAGAGCGAAGUUAUCUUCCAUGCCAAAGGAAUCUGAAAACUCCGAUGCUCCUUUAGUAGAGGUUUACAGGCGCAGUUAUGAUAUAUGCAUGCAUCUCUAUGAGAAGGAAGUUUUCACUGAGAAUUCCUAUCUCCACAUAUAUGGGUUGCAGGGUGCUUGUUUUAAUUCUCAGCAGCUUGCCGUUGUUUCCGGUUUAUAUGAGUGGCGGGAUGUUGUUGCUCGUACAGAGGAUGAAAGUACUGGCUAUAUAUUACCAAACAAAACUCUACUUGAACUUGCUAAACAGAUGCCUGACACAACUAACAAGUUAAGACGAUUGGUGAAAUCAAAGCAUUCAUACAUUGAGCAACAUCUUUCUUCUGUUGUUAGCGUCAUUAGGCACUCUAUGCAGAAUGCUGCCUUUUUCGAAGCUGCAGCCGAACAUCUGAAGGUGGGACGUGUGGAAAUGGCAUCUGAAGAAAAUGUGUUGGUCAGUGAUCGAUCUGAACCAUUACCAGAUGAAUCUGGAUGCAAUUCAAUUAAUGGUGAUGUAUCUGCACCUUCACCAGCUGCUCCGCCUCAUAAAGAGGAGUUUACAGAGCACGGAUGUGGUGCCUCCAAUGGAGAAGGAAAGGUUGGAUUUGAAGUUCAUCCUAGAGACAACAUUGUAACAGGGAAAAGCAGGGAAGGAAGUAGCAUUGGCUGUUCCUUAGAAUCUGCAAAGGUUACUGGAGCAACUGUUCAGGUGCAAAAGAAGCCUAGUCGUGCUUUCAGUGCACUCUUGGGGACUGCAGUUCCAAAAAGAAAAUUUGAUGCUGGUGUAAAGGGCGAGGAAGAUAAUAAGUUGGAGCAGAUUAGAUCUUCAGUCAAUUUCCCAUUCCACUCAUUCUCAGGUGGGAUGGAGCAAUCAAAUCCCAAGAUUGAAGAACCAGGAAAAGGUUCUGAAAAUCCCCAUUCUGAAAUGCCCGUUACUGUAUCACCUACCAGGCGGAGUUUAGGAGAUAUUAUAACAUUAGAAAAUGAUUCACAUGUACCUGAGCACAAGGAGGAUAACUCGGUGGCUUCUGCUUUAGGCAUGGAUGGAGAAGAUGAUCCUAUGUCUCUCUCAGAGUUGUCCUCAAGCUUCAAGAAAUGCUUUCCGCCACCUAAUCAAAAUAGGAAAGCCAGAGAACUGGAGAAAUCCCAGGAAUCUGGUGGCUUGCAGGUGAAACCUUUUGACUAUGAAGCGGCAAGGAGACAGGUCAUAUUUGGAGAAAAGACAGCCAAGGACGCCAGAGCUGGGGGAGAAGGCAUGAAGGGCCUGGGUUCAAGGGCUAAGAAAAAAACUCUAGUUGAUGGGGAUGAUGGGUCAAAAGAGCUACCACAAGGGAGACGACGUCAAGCUUUUCCAGCAACAGGAAAUAGAAGUGCAACUUUCCGUUAAACUGUUGUCAAAGUAGUUCUUUUUAACAGAAAUGACAAAUGUUUAGCUUGCAAAAGAAAUCUAAUAGAAUGAGAAAAUUUAAAGAAAUUUAGAUA
Rosa rugosa (rugosa rose) is the source of this 2743-nucleotide messenger RNA. Its product is annotated as protein RRP6-like 2. The record is from RefSeq and is a predicted model, not a curated record. The transcript is spliced from 14 exons. Gene Ontology annotation, cellular component: nucleolus; nuclear exosome (RNase complex). NCBI's taxonomy places the organism in Eukaryota, Viridiplantae, Streptophyta, Magnoliopsida, Rosales, Rosaceae. Bases 96 to 2648 code for a protein of 850 amino acids. Gene Ontology annotation, biological process: histone mRNA catabolic process; nuclear polyadenylation-dependent CUT catabolic process; nuclear polyadenylation-dependent antisense transcript catabolic process. Gene Ontology annotation, molecular function: 3'-5'-RNA exonuclease activity; nucleotide binding; nucleic acid binding.